UUGCUUGAUAUAUGUACCUGGAAACGAAUUGAUUACAGGCGCGCCAGCGGUGUCGCGUGGCCGUGAAAUCGUGGAAACCAAAGCAUUUUCUGCACAGCGCCUGAUAUCGAUUGCAAGAAAAUAUGUCGGACAAGCCAGCUGAUGUCAUUUGCGAGGGCGACGUCUGCCGGAGGGUGACUCCCGAGGAGGCUGCCGCGCACAGCGCUGCUGCAGGUGCCUUGGGGGACACGCCGAGGGUGUUUGAGCUCUUGGGCGACACGCUCGUUGGCGCGGGCGGCAAGUCGGUGCCCCUGUCCAGCAUCACCGGCCCCGGCAAGGUGAUCGCGCUGUACUUCUCCGCGCACUGGUGCCCGCCGUGCCGUCAAUUCACACCGCACCUGGCCUCCAUCUACACCAACUUCAAGAAGGACCACGCGUUGAAGGCUGACUGGGAGGUGGUGUUUGUCAGCAGCGACCGCGAUGAGGAGUCAUUCAAGGAGUACUUUGGCGAGAUGCCAUGGGCCGCCCUGCCCUACGACAAGCGUGAGGCCAAGGCGGCCCUGUCGCAGCUGUACAAGGUGCGCGGCAUUCCCAGCCUCGUCAUCGUGGACGGUGCAACUGGCGAGCUGAUUACGGUGAACGGUCGCGAUGCGGUGGGCGACGACGAGAAGUGCGAAAACUUCCCCUGGCGGCCGCGCACAUUCGAGCAGAUCAUGGAGGGCGCGGUGCUGGUGGAGCCCAAGACAGGCGCUGAGGUGCCGGCGCUGGAGCAGCUGCGCGGCAAAGUGUCACUGCUGUACUUCUCCGCGUCCUGGUGCCCGCCCUGCCGCCGCUUCACGCCAAAGCUUGUUGACGCGGUGGAGAAGCUUCGUGCCGCGGGCAAGGCCGUGGAGGCCGUGUUCGUGAGCGGCGACCGCGACGAGGCCUCGAUGAAUGAGUACCACAGCCACAUGACGUGGCCGGCGCUGCCGUUCUCGGACAAGAAGCGCAACGCCGAGCUGAACAUGCGCUUCGAGGUGGAGGGCAUCCCCACACUGGUGGUGCUGGACGAGCAGUUCAAGGUCAUCACCACGGAGGGCACUGCUGCCGUGAUCUCUGACGCCGAGGCCGCGCGCUUCCCCUGGCGCCCACAGCCCCUGGAGGCGCUCAGCCCUUUCACCGCCGGCCGCAUCAACUCGGGGCCAACGCUGUUGCUGAUUGUGGACAUGGGCGAUGACGACGCCGCUGAGGCGUUUGCCAAGGAAGUGCUGCUGGGCGUGGCCACCGCCACCAAGGCUGCGCCCGGCGGCGAGGACUGGGCCUUCCUGUGGGCGCGCCGUGGCAACGAGAUCGCGCAGAGCGUGCUGGCGUUUACGGGUUUCAUCAAGGACGAGGAGGCGGAGGCGCCCGCAGGGCACCUGGCGGUCAUUACUGACGUGCCCCAGCAGGCGAUGUGGGACCUGAAGGCCACGGGUGUGGAGGUCAGCGCCGUGGGGCUGGGCAGUGUGGUGUCGGACUUCAAGGCGGGCAAGCUGGGCCCUGGCAAGAAGCUCGGCGGCGAUGACGAGUGAAGGAGGGGCAACCGAGGGACGUGGGCAGUGGGAAGGUUGAGUUGAACGAGUUGGGAAUGGAAAUCAGCGUUGAUUGGUCGAGAAAGGUGCACGUGGUCAGGUGCAUUUGCGCUGACAUGCAGGAUGUGCAGUUUUUGCCCUGUGGAGUCCCUGCGCAAGGCCGCAGCCUUGUUCGGCUUAGCUCUACGAAGGCGCACGUAUGUUAUUGCAGGAUGAGACGUGCAUAAGGUGCACUAACGCACUCACGGAAGGCAUCACACACAAAGGGCUGUAGAACGCGUCCGACGA
Molecule: messenger RNA, 1817 nt
Organism: Chlamydomonas reinhardtii
Lineage: Eukaryota; Viridiplantae; Chlorophyta; Chlorophyceae; Chlamydomonadales; Chlamydomonadaceae
Exons: 5
Coding region: 123-1529 (468 amino acids)
Molecular function (GO): thioredoxin-disulfide reductase (NADPH) activity
Source: RefSeq, a predicted model, not a curated record